AUUUUAUUGUCCUUCCUGGGUUCCCAUCUUUAUGGAUCUUGGGGAGCCUGUAGAAGUAUCCCACUUUUGGAUCCUCAGGGAUUCAACUACUGAUGUGGUCCUUGAUGUUAACAGAACCCUUAAAAAUGUCCAACUCUGCUAAUCUAACACAGAUUUUGGAAGACGCAUUUAAGAAGAUCUUCAUAAACUACAUGACUGAGUUGCAACAGAAUGAAACUAUUAAGCAGAAUGCUGUGAAAAACAGACUGGCAGCCGAGAAUUUCGACAAUGUUAUUUGGUACCUGAUGGUUAUGAUUGGGAUGUUCUCCUUUAUAAUUGUGGCAAUUCUGGUGAGCACCGUGAAGUCAAAGCGAAGAGAACACUCUGAUGACCCUUAUCACAAAUACAUCGAGGAGGACUGGAAUGCCAAGCUUAAAAUCCAGAUUUUAAACAUGGACUACAUUCAGGAAAACCUUGGGGCAAAAUCAUAUGCUGAACCCUGUUCUCCAUAAACAGACACAUGGCGUUGUAGCACAUGUGGCACACUUCACUGCUGGGCCGGUGAUCUUAAUGUUUAAAUUUGCUGUAAACUUAAAAGAAAAUGACUUAAUUUCAUAAGCAAAGGCCACAAUGAUUAAGGAAAAUAAAAAAUGUUCUGCACUUUUUUGCUUAUAAAGGAGGGGAUUUCAGAUAUACUGUUAUUAUCAGCACACCGUCACAAUGUGGUUUACAAAGUAAAUAGGAGUGCAGCCUAACACAGAGUCUUUUCAUAAUGAUGUUUAAUUUACGUGGCCUUGUAUUGUUCACUAAUGAUCGCCCACUCUUUGUUUCACCCUUUCACUAAAUGAAUUCAUUUGCUGGCUUCAUGGAAUCAAGUCAAUAAAGGUGUUUGUGUCUCAUAAGAAAUGAACUUUCUCCACAAAGAGUGAAGAAAGUUCUUGGAAAGUCACAAAAGAAGGAUUAGCUGCUUGUGCUUAUUUUCUUUAUUUCUCCUAUAAGCUUGUGAUCAUAAAGAAUUCCUUGAAAAUGAUGUACUGCAGUGAAUUCUGAGGAACACCUCUUUCCUGCCUCUGUCAUUUACAGCUGGAGCCUAUGCUGGUAGUAAUGGCACAAAGCAGGAGUCACGCCGGGAUGUGAGGCCAGGUCAUCUGCUUUACUUCAAACAUGAGCUUCAAUGUAAAGGGACUGUCUGAUGCAAUCAAAAUAACACUGGCUAGAUAUUAUAUUGUUAUAUUAUAUGGGUAUGCUCAAUACCAAGGCGUAGUAUAGAACCAUUUAAUUGCCAAAAUAAAUUUCCUUUUUACAGAACACCCAAGAAGACCUAUCCUACUCUGACCACUCAUGUUACAUAUUAAAAUUUUGCUUACAAGUUCAAAAUACAA
Molecule: messenger RNA, 1361 nt
Organism: Polypterus senegalus (gray bichir)
Lineage: Eukaryota; Metazoa; Chordata; Cladistia; Polypteriformes; Polypteridae
Product: potassium voltage-gated channel subfamily E member 2-like
Exons: 2
Coding region: 93-491 (132 amino acids)
Biological process (GO): ventricular cardiac muscle cell action potential; regulation of ventricular cardiac muscle cell membrane repolarization; regulation of heart rate by cardiac conduction
Cellular component (GO): membrane
Molecular function (GO): voltage-gated potassium channel activity involved in ventricular cardiac muscle cell action potential repolarization; potassium channel regulator activity; delayed rectifier potassium channel activity
Source: RefSeq, a predicted model, not a curated record